AUGGAAGUGGCCGCGUUGUAUUCACAGGAGUGGAAGCAGAUUGUAAAUCGAGUAGUAGCUGCAUGGGGUGGUUACCAGUUAGGAUGGUUCAAAGAGGUGAUCGCCGAAUACACUUUAACGGCACGUGCUCUGAAAGCGGACGAUCUUGAGGAUUGGCUGAACAAUGUUCUGUACACUGAAUUCAACCUUAUUCUAGAUGACGGCAGUGUCUUCCCUACUUCCGCUUUGUUGAUAGAGGCCCUAGGGUAUUUGAAACGCAGCGAUCGCCUUCGGCUUGACCAAGUUCUUUCUACCCUCCCAUCAGUGGAAGCCGUGCAUGAG
This is a messenger RNA of Cooperia oncophora, 321 nucleotides long. Lineage: Eukaryota; Metazoa; Nematoda; Chromadorea; Rhabditida; Trichostrongylidae. The record is from the annotation of a GenBank genome assembly.